Molecule: messenger RNA, 787 nt
Organism: Fusarium redolens
Lineage: Eukaryota; Fungi; Ascomycota; Sordariomycetes; Hypocreales; Nectriaceae
Product: Mss4-like protein
Exons: 2
Coding region: 180-656 (158 amino acids)
Molecular function (GO): carbon-sulfur lyase activity
Source: RefSeq, a predicted model, not a curated record
GUAAACAGGGAAGCAAAAGGCGCCAUUGACAUUCUUGCCGCGGGCAAGGCGCCUCGAUGAGGGGUCACGCCCUUCACAGCUAUGCAAUAUAACACACUCUAAUCUCUUCCUCGUCUCACCACUUUCAUUUUUGAACACUUCGGUCUCGUUGUCACUAUCACUCGUACAAAAGCAACCCAAUGGCCUCAGAAGAAUACCCUGCAAGCGUCUCUGGCGGAUGUCUGUGUGGUUCGGUUCGCUACACGCUGACAUUUCCAUCUAGUCACGACUGGAAGAGAAGCGGUUCAACAUGUCAAUGCUCCCAGUGCCGUAAAAAUGGCGGCUCUCUCAUCGCAUGGCUUCAUUCAGUCCCUGCGUCCAGCGUAGAGUUCACCUCUCAGACGACGCUAUCGCGAUACCACGCCUCACCAGAAGCAGCACGGGGCUUCUGUUCCAACUGCGGCAGCUGGCUCUUCUGGCGCAAUGAGAAGUCGGAAAAGAUUAGUAUGUCUGUCGGAACGUUCGACAAAGACGGCCUGAAAACCUGGGGUCGGCAGUUAUCCUAUUCGGAGGUUCAUCUUUGGUCUGAGGAUGCGAUCGAGGGUAUCACGGAUCAUUUGCCUGGAGAGAAAUGGAAGUAUGAUGAUCAAGGAGAAGAGGCUGAGAGGAUAGCAUAAGUAGCACCAUAAGCAUGACGCUUCCUCUAUAUGAUUAUAUUCUUCAUCAUGUGAUUGCUUCAGAGUAGUAUAGCUAGAAGUAGUACCAGGGUCGUACUGGAGGUGGCGGGCGGUGGUAUCGUUGAGUAUUC